Molecule: messenger RNA, 1521 nt
Organism: Naegleria lovaniensis
Lineage: Eukaryota; Heterolobosea; Eutetramitea; Acrasida; Naegleriidae
Exons: 1
Coding region: 1-1521 (506 amino acids)
Source: RefSeq, a predicted model, not a curated record
AUGUCUCCUUCUUCCUCGGCAACAUCAACAACACCAACACCUCAAACAACAUCUUCUCAGCCUACCAUGUUGCGGAAUGGAAUCAUGAUGGUUGGCCAACCGCCCAUAUCCGCACAACAUCAUCAUCCAACGAAUGGAAUGAUAUCACCAGGAGUGAAUUUAAGUGGUAAUGGCAUGCUUUUGGAGAAUCAAAAGUCUUUAAACCCUACUACCACCACGCCCAUGAAUCAUGCCAUUGAUAUGCAAACGAUUCUUGCAUCCAUGGUGAAUAAGAACAUGUCUGCUGCUGCUGCUGGAAGUAUGAUGAAUGCCAACAACAACAAUAAUUCUCUCACUUUGCAAUAUUCCACAACGACCAAUCUGACCACCAACAACAAUCAUCAAGUCAAGACAUCACCACACGCUCAACAACCGUACAUGAACUUGGACAAUCGAUCGUUACAAUUGCUAAUAUCUCAAAUCAUGUCGUCGAAUGGCAAUCCCACUAACAACAUGCAAAUCAAACAACAACUACAACAAUUACAGCAAUUACAAUUAAAUCAUCAAAACAACAGCAACAACCAAACUCACAACAUGGGCACAAUGCCAACUACUACUACUUCCAACAACAUGACCGAUUUUUCAACCACCAAUCAUUCCCAACCAAUGGUGACGAAUGGCAACAACAACAAUCAUCAUACACAAACUCGAUUCACACCUCCAACACCAACAACCACUUCCUCCUCUCCUCAAAACAACAACAACCAAAAUCACAACAACAACUUACCUUCACAGUUUCAAGUUAGCAGCGUCAAGAAUCAUACAAUGAAUGGCUCUUCUUUAAGACCUUCCUCAUCGCCUCCUCUCCAAAAUCAGAACAACACAAUGAUGAUGAACGCUUCAGCGACCACUCCUACCAUGAAUCAACAACAACACCACAAUGUUUCAUCAAACAUGACCUCGUCAUCCACUCCUGGUACGCCUACGACCAACAUGCAAGGUCCGAACAACCAUGGUACCAUCUUUAAAACCAUGAAUGGUAAUGUUCACGGACAUGUCAAUGGAGUGAAUGCAACCUCAUUGAAAACCUUUUAUAUUUUCAAAGAAGAGUCCAUGGAGGAAUUAUUACAAGAAGGAAUAUCCAAUACACGCUCAGCAUUCGUGCUAAAGAAUCAAGGUGUUGUUUCUUCAGGCAUGAAUUCAGGAAUGAUGAAUGGAAUACCUCCUUCUCCAAUUUCAUCUUCAACAACACCAAACACUCCACAACAGCAACAGCUCAAUAACAAUUCGAGUGCAGCUCUGUAUGCUGAAUUAGAAAAUGAACUGAAACGAUACAAUAUUUCACAUAAUCUUUCACAACUAGGAAAUGUGAAAAAUCUAAACACGUCUUCAACGACAUUGACUGCAACCAACCAACAUGCUUUAACAACAGAUUCAAGUACUAACAUGUCUCCUCCAAACAGUACAUCUACAACGAAAAGGAAAUCGAGUCCAGAAAUUUCUGAAAAUAAUAAUGAUCGAACACAAAAGAAAAAGAGAUAA